Tricharina praecox is the source of this 849-nucleotide messenger RNA. RefSeq lists its product as uncharacterized. The record is from RefSeq and is a predicted model, not a curated record. The coding region runs from base 1 to 849 and encodes 282 amino acids. Lineage: Eukaryota; Fungi; Ascomycota; Pezizomycetes; Pezizales; Pyronemataceae. The transcript is spliced from 2 exons.
AUGGAUUACCUGCACGGAUCAAACUUCACCGCGCCUCCUGCGCCCUCGUACUCGUCCUCGCCUACAGCACCGGGACUCCUCAUACUGGCCAUGCUUGCAGCAUACGUCACGUAUAAGGACUACUCCGGCUUCCUAUCGCUGGGCCCUGGAGGCACGCCGUCGACCUUUACUGGUUACAUGAAGAUCACCUUUCUGCGGCUAUUUGCACUGCGACACCCGCGCUGCCCCGCGCCGAUCCCGGAGGAGCUGCAGAACACGGGGUUCCUGCGUCCCGGCAGCAUCCCUGUGCGGCGGUCCGCGCGGCCCGACGUCGCCGGGAUCGCUCCGCACCGUCAAACGAACCAGUGGCCGUCCCCCGAGGUGUUCAACGACCUCUCGGCCUCCAUCAUGAAACUCGCAAAGGACUAUCCGUCAAAGUUCCGCAUCGCAACCAGCGCUUUCGAGAAGCAUUGUCCCGGUCUCUUCUCCAACAAGAAGGCCAACCCCGAGGGCAACGGCGAGGUCUGCCAUGCCCAUCCAAGUGAUGGUAGCAUGCACAUGACCCUUCACCCGGAGGAUAUCAAGAUUGUGAUAGAAGCAGGUUGGGGCGAACGUCAUCCCCUCGCCAAAGGAGGCUGGUGCAGUCGAUUCGUGCCUCAGGGUUUCGUCAUGGUCUACGCCCCGCGGUCCAAAGAGGAAGUGGAGGUGGUGAUGGAGAUUAUCAAGGCCGGCGUCGGCUGGAUCAGCGGCGAGAAAUUCGUCCCAAACCCACUGGAGGAGUCGAGAGAUAUGUCGCCUGUCGUCACGGCCCAACUACCCGCGCUGGAUAAGAAUUGCAUGGACCACCGGUGCGGCGCUGUCGCCUCCUAG